Odocoileus virginianus texanus is the source of this 2781-nucleotide messenger RNA. It is a transcript of the gene PANK2, whose product is annotated as pantothenate kinase 2. The record is from RefSeq and is a predicted model, not a curated record. Gene Ontology annotation, cellular component: cytosol; nucleus. Lineage: Eukaryota; Metazoa; Chordata; Mammalia; Artiodactyla; Cervidae. Gene Ontology annotation, molecular function: pantothenate kinase activity; ATP binding. Gene Ontology annotation, biological process: coenzyme A biosynthetic process.
UUCCAGGGUCAUAUGGUAGCUGUUUUUUAAGGAACCUCCAUACUGUUCUCCAUAGUGGCCUUACCAAUUUACAUUUCCACCAACAGUGCAGGAGGGUUCCCUUCUUUCCACAUCCUCUCCAGCAUUUGUUGUUUGGGGAUUUUUUAUUUUUAAUUUUUACUUUUCCUGGUUGUGUCACACAGCUUGCGGGAUCCUGAUUCCCUCACCAGGGACAACCCUGAGUCCCCUGCAGUGGAAGCAUGGAGUCCUAACCACUGAACCACCAGGGAAGUCUCUAACGUUUUUUAUCAAUGUUGAACAUCACAUAAGUGGAGACAUAUAGUAUGUAUUUUUUCAUAUAUGAUUUCUUUUCCCCAAUUUAUUUACCUUUUUUUAACUUUGGAUUAUAAACACCUUGCCUAAUUGUCAUUUGUGUCUGCUUCAUCUUUUAUUUUGGAUAAACUUUAAUGACAGCCAGAGACUUCAAGUCCACACUAGUGAGUGAAGCUGUGCCUAUGUAUUUAAGACGAGAAAAAGCCUCCCAGUAAUUUAUUGGAACGUCACAGAAUCCGUGCCUUUUGGUUAUCAUAAGGCAGAGAGUAGUUGAAUUUCUCAGGAAUCCAGAUUGUCAAUUUUUCAAGCUGUAUACCUCUGGAUAAGUUGCCUCAUCAUUCAAACGUUCCUAGGAGGAUUAAGUAACACGUAAAGACAUGUAAAAAGGGAAGGGUACACAUAUUUCAAGUGUUGUUUUGAUGUUGGGUUUGUCUUGGAAGUCUCAGGUGAUGAUGAUUUUUGAUUCUUCAGAAUGAUCUAUUGGAGCUCAGAGACUUGAUGUAAAAUCCCUCAAGUCAAGGAAAACCAUAUUAUUUUUUGUUGGGGGAGGCAGAAAAAUAUGCAUUGUUGGGCACCGAGAUUUAGAAGAGUAGCUAUAGGUUUUCUUGGUUCUUGUAGGAUCCCUAUGGUGUGGCUUCCUGCAGGAGGCAGAAUUUCCAGAGCUAGGAAAUUGGAUUUCCAGAGUUAUUCCUACAGUGAGGGGAGCUAGUUUUGGGUGAACACGGUAAUUCUAUUCAACAAGCAAGAGAAAAGCUCAUCCUUCUUGUUCAACCUGCCACUAGCUGUCUUAACAGGAAAGAUGAACACAAGGGGAAUUACAGGCUCUGAGGGGAAGCACUCAAGAUAUAAUUAGUGAGCCAGGUCCCACUAAACUUGACGGAGUACCUAGGGGGAACAGCGUUGUGGAUCAUUCCAGGCAUGGGCAACCUAUGGGAGAAGAGCUGCUUGGAUGGACCUUCAGUAUCUCAGUUUUCCCUUGGUUUGGCUUGGAUAUUGGUGGAACCCUGGUCAAGCUGGUUUAUUUUGAACCCAAAGACAUCACUGCUGAAGAAGAAGAGGAAGAAGUGGAAAGUCUUAAAAGCAUUCGGAAGUACCUGACCUCCAAUGUGGCUUAUGGGUCCACGGGUAUUCGGGACGUGCACCUGGAGCUGAAGGACCUGACUCUGUGUGGACGCAAAGGCAAUCUGCACUUUAUACGCUUUCCCACUCAUGACAUGCCUGCUUUUAUUCAAAUGGGCAGAGAUAAAAACUUCUCGAGUCUCCACACUGUCUUUUGUGCCACUGGAGGUGGAGCAUACAAAUUUGAGCAGGAUUUUCUCACAAUAGGUGAUCUUCAGCUUUGCAAACUCGAUGAACUAGAUUGCUUAAUAAAAGGAAUUUUGUAUAUUGACUCAGUUGGAUUCAAUGGACGCUCACAGUGCUAUUACUUUGAAAACCCUGCUGAUUCUGAAAAAUGUCAGAAGUUACCAUUUGAUUUGAAAAAUCCAUACCCUCUGCUGCUGGUGAACAUUGGCUCUGGGGUUAGCAUCUUAGCAGUAUAUUCCAAAGAUAAUUAUAAGAGGGUCACAGGUACCAGUCUUGGAGGAGGAACUUUUUUUGGUCUUUGCUGUCUUCUUACUGGUUGUACCACAUUUGAAGAAGCUCUGGAAAUGGCAUCACGUGGAGAUAGCACCAAAGUGGAUAAACUAGUGCGAGACAUUUAUGGAGGGGACUAUGAGAGGUUUGGACUGCCAGGCUGGGCUGUGGCUUCAAGCUUUGGAAACAUGAUGAGCAAGGAGAAGCGAGAGGCUGUGAGUAAAGAGGACCUUGCCAGAGCGACUUUGAUCACCAUCACCAACAACAUUGGCUCAAUAGCAAGAAUGUGUGCCCUUAAUGAAAACAUUAACCAGGUGGUAUUUGUUGGAAAUUUCUUGAGAAUUAAUACGAUCGCCAUGCGGCUUUUGGCAUAUGCUUUGGAUUAUUGGUCCAAGGGACAGUUGAAAGCACUUUUUUCGGAACAUGAGGGUUAUUUUGGAGCUGUUGGAGCACUCCUUGAGCUAUUGAAGAUCCCCUGACUGUUACCUGGGGAGGGGUUCCUGGAACCUUCCACAAUGGGAUCUGUGGAUGGACUCUUUUUUUUAAGACUUACUCAGUUUUAUGAUUGUGUACUACCUGAAUCAAAGCGAGAAAGGACAAGUGUAUUUUUAUAAGUCAUCAAGAUAAAUUCUUAAAAAUUCAGUCUGAACUAAUAACCAGUAAGGAAAUAUAUAUGCAUUAAAAAAAAAAAGUGGACCAUGUCGGUGAGGAUUCUCUGUAUUUAAGUUGCUCUUCAGUAUAGCUUUGUUCAACGUGCUGUGUACUUUUGAAAUUCAGCAUCACUCAGUGGAGCCACUUCAGGAGAGAGCUGUUCUUUGUUCAGCUGGCUUUGGUUUUGUGUCCUGUUGAAUUUGGUAAAUAUAAGGCAAGCAACUCUGUAUUACAGUCUAAUCA